AAAAAAAAAAAAUCCAACCCCCCCCCCCUCUUUCUCCUUGAUUUCUCCAUAAAAAGGACUCCGUCUUUUACGAAGACUAAUUAUCUCAAAAUUUCAUCAUUUGAUCCAUAAUGCCGCUAGGUCAGAGAGCUGGAGAUAAUAAGAGCGACUCCCGUUACUGCGGAGUCGAGACCGAGUUCGACGAUGACAUGCCGCAGCUCCUCAAUCACAAUCUCGUCGCUGGGUUCGAUUUCGUCCUCGCCCCUCUGGUCGAUCCGAGCUAUAGACCUAGUUUAGUGAAGAAAGAUGGCAAUGGAAGUUCAGUAAUACCUUUCGCAUCAUCAGAUUUAAUCCUUAGUCCGUCACAAUGGAGUAGUCAUGUAGUUGGGAAAAUUAGCUCGUGGAUUGACUUGGACUCAGAUGAUGAGAUACUUAGAAGGGAUUCAGAAGUAGCUCUGAAGCAAGAAAUUUCAUGGGCUUCCCAUCUCUCCUUGCAGGCUUGUCUUCUUCCUCCUCCCCCAAGAGGAGGUGCUUGUGGCAAUUAUGCAAGAUGUGUUAACCAGCUCUUGCAAGGUACACACAGCAUGCAGUUGUGGCUGAGGGUGCCAUUGACAAAGUCGGAACUCAUGGAUGAAGAAAGUACAGGUGCAAACUCUAAUCCUUUGAGUAAAGAAGUGCAUGAUUCCUGGGAAUGGUGGAAUUCCUUCAGGCUGCUCUGUGAACACCAUAGUCAACUAUUUGUAGCUCUUGACAUUUUGAGCUCAUUACCCUCUGGGAACUCGCUUGGACGUUGGUUUGGAGAGCCUGUUAGAGCGGCAAUAGUUCAUACCACUUCAUUUCUAACAAAUGCAAGGGGUUUCCCUUGUCUGUCCAAGCGACAUCAGAAAUUAAUAACCGGGUUCUUCAACCAUUCUGUUCAGAUAGUUAUUUCUGGUACCUUGGUUCAUAACAUUUCUGAAGAAAGUUUGGAGGUUUUGCCUGUGAAUAGUGAUGACAAUCAUUCUGAAGGUGGUGCUCCUAUCAGACAUUUCUUGAGGCCUUACCUAGAGUAUGUUGCUUAUUUAUACCGAAGGAUGGAUCCGCUUCCUGAGCAAGAAUGUUUUGAGCUUGGUUAUAGGGAUUUUCUGCAGUCCCCAUUGCAGCCUCUCAUGGAUAAUUUGGAGGCUCAAACUUAUGAGACAUUCGAGAAAGACACAAUGAAGUAUACACAGUAUCAGCGGGCAGUUAGUAAAGCUUUGCUUGAUAGGGUUCCAGAUGAAGAAGCUUCAACAUCGAGGACGGUGUUGAUGGUUGUUGGAGCUGGAAGAGGGCCCCUUGUCAGGGCAUCACUGCAGGCUGCUGAAGAGACCGGCAGAAAACUGAAGGUUUAUGCUGUAGAAAAAAAUCCGAAUGCAGUGGUGACGCUCCAUAGUUUGAUCAGACUGGAAGGAUGGGAGAAUAUGGUUACUAUAAUUUCUAGUGAUAUGCGUUGUUGGGAUGCCCCUGAGAAGGCUGAUAUAUUGGUUAGCGAGUUAUUGGGCUCCUUUGGUGAUAAUGAGCUAUCCCCAGAGUGUCUUGACGGAGCGCAAAGGUUUCUGAAGCCAGAUGGCAUAUCUAUUCCUUCAUCAUAUACCAGUUUUAUCCAACCAGUAACUGCUUCAAAGCUAUACAAUGAUGUAAAUUCACAUAAAGACCUUGCACACUUUGAAACAGCUUAUGUUGUGAAAUUGCACAGGGUAGCCAGGCUUGCUCCUUCUAAAUCUGUAUUCACAUUUACCCACCCAGAAUAUUCUGAUAAUAAGAGCAAUCAAAGAUACAAGAAGUUGCAUUUUGAAAUACCUGCAGAUACUGGAUCAGCUUUGGUGCACGGAUUUGCGGGUUACUUUGACUCUGUCCUAUAUAAAGAUGUCCAUCUUGGUAUCGAACCAACUACAGCAACACCAAAUAUGUUUAGCUGGUUUCCAAUUUUCUUCCCUUUGAGGAGACCUCUCUGUGUACCUACAGGGUCAACAUUAGAAGUCCAUUUCUGGCGGUGUUGUAGCGCUACAAAGGUUUGGUACGAGUGGUGCGUUACUGCUCCAUCGCCUUCACCUAUCCACAAUACCAAUGGAAGGUCCUAUUGGGUCGGCUUGUAAUUUUUCUGGAAAUUUCCAGUUCUCUUAUCAUUAUCAUCAUCAUUUGAUGGAAUUUCUCUUUCCGUGCCCCCCCUCCUCCGCCAACUGCCCUUGUAUCAUUUGAUAUAUGACUGGUUAUAUUGUAGUUUGUGAGCCACCCCACAACUUGAUCGCGUAACCAGAAACUUCCUGGCCCAAGAGAAAAUUCAGCGCAAAGGAGCUGGUUGAGUGUGUAGUGUUGUGUUAUGAUGCAAGAGUAGCAACGCUAUUCCAACUUGUUACUAUUAUUAUUAUUUUUUUUUCUAGACUCUUAAUUGUUGGAAUGAGCAAAAUGAUGUAAGAUUGUGGAUGGAGGCAUAUCAGUGUGUGCUGGAUGGAGUCUGGAAGAGUUUUUCCUGUAUGAGAAAGCUACGCAUGAUGAAAUUUCUUUUUCCCCAGCCUUACAGAUA
Messenger RNA from Asparagus officinalis (garden asparagus), 2521 nucleotides. RefSeq names its product protein arginine N-methyltransferase 5. Bases 111 to 2093 code for a protein of 660 amino acids. The record is from RefSeq and is a predicted model, not a curated record. Gene Ontology annotation, biological process: regulation of DNA-templated transcription; peptidyl-arginine N-methylation. The transcript is spliced from 23 exons. Gene Ontology annotation, cellular component: nucleus; cytosol. Lineage: Eukaryota; Viridiplantae; Streptophyta; Magnoliopsida; Asparagales; Asparagaceae.